Messenger RNA from Amoebophrya sp. A25, 1045 nucleotides. The record is from the annotation of a GenBank genome assembly. NCBI's taxonomy places the organism in Eukaryota, Dinophyceae, Syndiniales, Amoebophryaceae.
AUGGGGCCCUACGAACUGAUGCAGGCGCGCAGAACUGCAAUGGAUCGACAGCUCUCCAGAGCCCAGGUGCUAGUAUGUACUUGCGUUGCUGCGGGGGCGAGACAUCUCGAUGGACCCGGCUACGAUCUUGUUUUCAUCGACGAAGCAAGUUAAGGCUUUUCCUAAUCCAUCUCUGUAGAGAGCCCGCAAGCGUAGGCAUCCCAAUACAAGGGAGCAGAUAGCUACCGGGCACAUUCUUACAGAUGCUACUCAGGCUACUCAGGCUAUUCAGGAUCCCUUCCAUAUUGACAGAUGCUACCAGGCUAUUCAGGAUCCCUACAGAUGCUACGAAGUGGGAGAUGCUCUAAGCAAGUCAGGUGACGGAGCCCUCGGCGCUCGUCGCACUGCAGAGAGCAGGCAAAGACGUUAAGCAGGUAGUUAUGCUGGGAGAUCAUAAGCAAUUGCCACCUACAGUUUUCUGCGAUGAGGAGGCGCUUAGCGUUAGUCUCUUUGAGCGACUUAUAGACGAGGGAGUGGAGCCGGUCACGCUAGUGGAGCAUUGGCGCAUGCAUUCUCAGAUUGCAUAGUUUCCGAGCCAAGCCUUUUAUCAUGGAUGGCUUCUGAACGCUACAGACGACAAUAAAUUGCAAUCGAUUGGAGCUACCAAGAGUAACGUAGAAUUGGUCCACGUUGCACCCUUACAGCAGCAAGGAAACGAGACAAAACGAGGCCCCUCAGCCUGCAACGAGCAAGAAGCGGCUCGUUUAGUGGAAUACUUGAGUUAAGGCGCCUCAGGAUAUUUCAGGAAAUCUUGAUCUCUAAGACGUAUUAGCAUUUGCCUCGGUUUCCCUUUUGGAGUCCUUUGGGACUAUGAGGGAGUUCAACAAAACAAGAUGAAUUAAGUACGACCUUCAGCGCUAAUUUUGGAAUCUGGAAGUUGCUUCGCCCAAAAAUGCCUACGCUGAGACACCAGCAUCAAUUGGAAUUUUAACGCCUUAUCUAGCGCAUAAGCAGGAGAUUGAAGACUUGCUUCGCCGAGACAGGUCGCUUAACCGCUUGAACUUAA